AUGACCUGGCCAGCGUGGCUCCAGGUGCCCGCAGCCUCCUUGCUGCUUGGGAGCCAGCUCUCACGCAUUGCCAUCACAGCCGCCAGCCACCUUCAGGGUCCUGGGCUCACUGUGACAGGCGGCGUGGAUGGGCAGAGGGUGGCACCAGGACCCCCUUGGCUGGGCCAGGAGCCCUCAGGCCGAGCACUUUGGAAUAUAGACAGUGGCUCACUGCAGGCAGGCAGCCCCCACCGCCACCAGGACAAGCCCCAGGACUCCCAGGACCACCAGGAGGAGCAGACUGGAGGAGGCCAGCACCAUCCAGAGCUCCUUAACCUCACCGGUAACCUCCUGGACGCCUUCCCUGCCGAGCUCUUCCGCCCCGGAUCGCUGCCGCUGCUCAGCGAGCUGGCAGCCGCUGACAACCACCUAAGGGAGCUGAGCCCCGACAUCGCGCACCUGGCCUCGCUCAAGCAGGCGCUUGCUGAACCAGCUCACCAUCCCCUGUGGCCCUGGCUUUCGGCCUGCUGCUUUCAGGCCACCCUGGACCUCUCCAACAACCAGCUGAGCGAGAUCCCAGCUGAACUGGCAGACUGCCCCAAGCUCAAGGAGAUCAACUUCCGGGGCAACAAGCUGCAGGACAAGCGCCUGGAAAAGAUGGUCAGUGGCUGCCAGACCCGGUCCAUCUUGGAGUACCUGCGUGCCAGGGGCCGGGGCUGCCGGGGCUCUCGGGGCCGGGGCCGGGCUGACGGCUCGGAGAAGGAAGAUGCCCGGAAGAAGAAGAGGGAGCGGAAGCAGAGGCGGGAGAGCGGCGAGGGAGAAGAGGUGGUGGCGGACGCUGCCAAGCUGCUGCUCAGGGUCCUGCACGUCUCUGAAAACCCUGCACCCCUGACGAUCAGAGUGAGCCCCGAGGUCAGGGACGUGCGGCCCUACAUCGUGGGGGCUGUCGUGCGAGGCAUGGACCUGCAGCCGGGGAACGCACUCAAGCGCUUCCUCACCUCCCAGACCAAGCUCCACGAUGAGCUCUGUGAGAAGAGGACGGCUGCCACCAUCGCCACCCAUGACCUCCGUGCCGUGCAAGGGCCCCUGCUGUACACAGCCCGGCCACCCCAAGACCUCAAGAUCAUGCCUUUGGGGCGGAAGGAGGCCAAGGCCAAUGAGCUGGUGCGGCAGCUGCAGCUGGAGGCCGAGGAGCAGAGAAAGCAGAAGAAGAGGCAGAGUGUCUCAGGGCUGCACAGGUACCUGCACCUGCUGGAUGGCAAGGAGAAUUACCCUUGUCUCGUGGACACAGCCGGAGAUGUGAUUUCCUUCCCCCCAAUAACGAACAGCGAGAAGACAAAGAUUAAGAAGAGCACGUGUGAUUUGUUUGUGGAAGUCACCAGCGCCAUGAGCCUGCAGAUCUGUAAAGACAUCAUGGACACCCUCCUCCUGAAAAUGGCAGAAAUGAACAAGCACACUCUAGAAAAUAAAGAGGAAGGAUCACUCUCCGACACAGAGGCCAACGCUAUUUCUGGACCACUCCCGGAUUCCCAAGGGGUCCCCAGUGCUGGGAAGGAUGGACAGUGCCCCCUGGUGGUGGAGCAGGUCCGUGUGGUGGACCUGGAGGGCGGCCUGAGGGUUGUGUACCCAUCCAAGGCCGACCUGGCCACUGUCCCCCCACAUGUGACCGUGGCUCGCUGACUUGUCUGGCCAUCAAGGCCCUGCAGGGCUUGUGUGUGGUGGUGUGGGUUGCUCCGAGGUGUCUGUGAGGUACAUGUGUUCUUUUUUCCGUUUCCCGGGUGAUCCUGUCACAUGUCGUUACAAAUGUUGAUACUUCUCUUUCACGGACUGCUUCAAAUACCAGAAAAGGCUGCUGCAGAUGUUCUCUGUCUCGUGGGCACACAGCAGACAGCCGCAUCCAAAAAGGCAAGGGCCCGCUGGCUCACUCAGCACAGGCCUUUGCCUGACCCUGACACACUGACUGAACUGUGGCCCUUCCUGUGCUGUGGUCUCGUGGCAACACUGCAGAACAUCUUGUUUCCCAGCCUGCAGAGAGCUUCAUCUCUUUAUUGGAAAAAAAAAUGACUUCAAUUUGGUCAGGUCAGGUUUCAGCAGUUUGCUGCUGGAGCGCUGGAUCAGAAGGCAGUGUGGGACGCAGCAGGACCCCGGGCUGGUACCACAGGCAGACACCGAUCACGCAGUGGUCACCUGUCAGUGGUCAUCAGGGAAGGAGCAGCAGGAGUGGCUGGGUUGUGUUCGAUCUCUGAACCAAAAAUUACAAAGAACAUGUGCCAGUGACUGGUCCUCCCACCUCGUGUUGUAGGUGUGAACUGUGUCUGCAUGUGUUCGUGUGUGUGCCAGG
Fukomys damarensis (Damara mole-rat) is the source of this 2320-nucleotide messenger RNA. RefSeq names its product leucine rich repeat containing 47 (gene Lrrc47). The record is from RefSeq and is a predicted model, not a curated record. The coding region runs from base 1 to 1659 and encodes 552 amino acids. Gene Ontology annotation, molecular function: phenylalanine-tRNA ligase activity; RNA binding. The transcript is spliced from 10 exons. Gene Ontology annotation, biological process: phenylalanyl-tRNA aminoacylation. NCBI's taxonomy places the organism in Eukaryota, Metazoa, Chordata, Mammalia, Rodentia, Bathyergidae.